Molecule: messenger RNA, 1153 nt
Organism: Melanotaenia boesemani (Boeseman's rainbowfish)
Lineage: Eukaryota; Metazoa; Chordata; Actinopteri; Atheriniformes; Melanotaeniidae
Product: catechol O-methyltransferase domain-containing protein 1-like
Exons: 7
Coding region: 172-843 (223 amino acids)
Molecular function (GO): S-adenosylmethionine-dependent methyltransferase activity; O-methyltransferase activity
Source: RefSeq, a predicted model, not a curated record
UUCACAGUCCUAUCAUAAUGGCUGCAGUAGGUCAUAUGACCAUCUUUAUGUACACAUGACUGACCAUCUUUUGAGCUUCGUUUAAAGAAGAAUUUGUCCAUCCGUCCAAUCUGUCCCAAUCGCCAAGGACCAGGCUCGUAAAACAGCAUUGGAAAAAGGAAACCUUCCAGAAUGAGCAUCUCUAAAAGUCACACUGCAGGAAAGGACAAUCCAGUGAUGCAGUAUGUCCUCAAUCACUCUCUGAGGGAGCAUCCAGUCCUGAAAAAGCUUAGACUGAGGACAAUGGAAGACUCCUGGAACAUCAUGAUGGUGGCUUGUGAGCAGGCGCAGUUCAUGGCCAAUUUGGCAAAACUAAUAAAAGCUAAGAAGGCUUUGGAGAUUGGCGUAUACACAGGCUACAACACACUGAACAUAGCGCUGUCCUUGCCAGAGGAUGGAGUCGUCAUAGCAUGUGACAUCAGUGAAGACUACACCAACAUUGGCAAACCUUUCUGGAAGGAGGCUGGAGUUGAGCACAAAAUUGAUCUACGCAUUCAGCCAGCCUUAAAUACUCUAGAUGAUCUCCUGUCUUCUGGCCAGGCUGGAACAUUUGACUUUGUCUUCAUUGAUGCAGACAAAGUAAACUAUGACAGCUAUUAUGAAAAGUCUCUGCAGCUGCUAAGACAAGGAGGCAUCAUUGCUAUCGACAAUGUGCUGUGGGGUGGGAGAGUAGUGAAUCCGUCUCCUGAUGACGCAGACACUGUGGCCAUUGACAAGCUGAAUAAGAAGCUGCACAGAGAUGCUCGAAUUACACUGAGCAUGCUCACAGUGGGAGAUGGGCUCACGUUGGCUGUCAAACUAUAGAACUUGUGUCUGAAAAGUUCAACAAUGAAUUGGCUGUCAGGAAAAGUGUCAUUUUUAAAUUAGGGACGUUAAAUGGUUGCCAGAGCCUAUGUUUAGUUUUCUGUGUUCAUGUCAGUACAGGGAUUGUGGGUACAAAACACUGUAUUUAGGUCAUUUCAGUGACAGAUCUGUGACUUAAAACUGCAAUUAUUAGUCUAAUUAACAGUUACAAGACAUUUGAUUAACUGAAGGUAUGUGAUUUUUACUGAUCUAUCUUUUCUGAUUUAAUACUGUUCAAGUAUGUAUUAUAAUAAAAUUACUUGAGAUGAUA